This is a messenger RNA of Pseudovirgaria hyperparasitica, 501 nucleotides long. RefSeq lists its product as uncharacterized. The transcript has 3 exons. The record is from RefSeq and is a predicted model, not a curated record. Lineage: Eukaryota; Fungi; Ascomycota; Dothideomycetes; Acrospermales; Acrospermaceae. Bases 54 to 362 code for a protein of 102 amino acids.
CGAAGUGCUGAAGCGUCUUUUUCCUCCUCACUCAUUUGAACUUGACUUUGGCUAUGUUCACUUGUGACGAACGCGUCUUCUGCCCUGUACGUCGGCGCGGCUCUGAAAAAGUGCAUGGUAAGCUACUACUCCCUUCCCACGCCAGCCUUGUCAUGAUGAUACACCAUGAGUUGGGAGACUGCGUCAUCGAAUCAUCGAUCUGCGCAUGUGGACGUGUCUGCUGCCCGCCGUGGAAGCAAGCCUUUGCCGUCCGCAGUUGCGUGAAGCCGAUCAGCCUGAUACUAUUCGUGUCUGGCGCUCUGGUUCCCCUUCUGCAGGAUAGCGUGUAUUGCUUUCCAUCGAGCACGCUCGUCCGUCCGUGAACGAGUUAACUUGAUCUAAUCUGAACAUACUGUCUUUUCGGGCGCAGACACAUAACAUAACUUACUCUGGGCACUGCUUGGCUGGAUUUUCACGUGCAGCCCAAUAAUGUGACGCGUUACUUCGCGUUCUCACAACGCG